UAUUCGGGGCGUGCUAGAAGCGCAGAAAACCCCUAGCGACAGUAAUCCGUUGUUUUAAGCCGAGGCGGUUAUUUGAGUAGUAGUUAUUCCCCCUCACCAACCUCCCAAAGUGCUUUUCUCCUCCUUCUCGCUUUCCUAGUCGUGGUAUUUUACUUGCUUUUUCACUCCUAUUCAGAAUUGUCUAGCAUGAGCGGAUUUGGCCUCGACAGAACCACAGUUGGCCUGGCGGCACUUGGUCUGACAGGGUACUAUGCGGCAAAGCAGUAUAUCGAAGGCUGCAAGGUUGAGGUCGUCACCUCAGGCGAAAAGGCCUCUGCAGUGCUGCUGCAGUCGGAGUGCCCGUCGCUGACCGACCCCUCGAAGGCGUACAUGAUACCUACACCGUAUCUGUGCACCGGACUGCUGCAAACGUUUUAUGCGACAUUCAACAUCAAGCGGCGCGACUCGACCAGCGAUAUCACAUACGACCGUGAGCUGCUGGUCAUGGCUGACGGAGGAACCGUUUCUCUCGACUGGUACCCGAGUAGGGAGCCACGGGAAGGCGAGGAGAGGCUGCCAGUUGUGUUUACGCUUAGUGGCUGUCGCGCUUCCGCGUUGCAGUAUUCAACCACCGUGGCACAUCGACACACCCCAAUUACUGCACCGCGGCCCUAUGACUCUGGGUUCACAAGCGACCUUCGCUAUGCGAUAGACUAUGUGCGCGAAAAAAGCGACCCAGCAGUGAAGCUUGCUGCUGUCGGCUUCUCGAUGGGUUCCAACAUCCUGACAAAGUAUGUUGGUGAGCAAGGUGACAAAUGUCCCGCUAUCUCUGGCGCCGCUAUUACGGAGGACAAUUUCCUCAACAACAAGGUGUUCCAGCCGCAGGUACUUGGUACGCUUAAACGUGCCAUGAAGCGCGGUAGCCAUGUUGCGCUCAACCCAGAAUGGGGCAUUGAUAUUGACCGGAUCAUGAACUCGACCAAGCUGUGGGAGAUCGAGGAAGAGUACCUGGUAAAGGUCAAUGGGUACGAGUCAUUGGACGAGUACUACUCCAAGGCUAGCGCAGUCCAUUACGUCGACCGUAUCCGCAUACCGUAUCUAGCCAUAAACAGCCUUGACGACCGUAUCACUCCGCCUGUCGGAAUCCCCAUGGACAAGUUCAAGACCAACCCUAAUCUUGCACUGGCACUGGUCCCGCAUGGCGGCCACCUGGCGUUCCUUACAGGACUGGCAUCGCCAAGAGUCUGGUUUAUUGAUCCAAUCGCUGAGUUCCUGUCUGCGAUAACUCGCUCGUAAACACAGGAGGCUUCAUGUUGGAAAUUUUAAAGGGAAGUUUAAUAGACCUUCAUGUGCACAACCCCUGCCGAUUACGUGCAUUGUCCUGGGUUACGCUCUGCAGCAUUACAUCGAUGCGUGUUUUUUGGCGACUAGGUUCUCAGAGUACUUCCAGAGCCUGUCCUGCUCAGCCUCAUCCAAGGCCUUUGGGUGCGGGUUCGUUGCCUCGCAACGCGAAUAGUACUUGCCCGAAGCGCCCUCCACGUCUGGCGACAGUGCCAGGUAAAUCGAUGUCAGCGCCCCCGCCUGGGCAUCAAUCAGCACCAUGUUGAAGAUUGUGUCCAUGAUGGCACCAGUUCCCACAUGGCGUGUCAAGUUUGUCUUGAUCGAUCCCGGAUGCAGCGAGUUUACAGUGACGUU
Molecule: messenger RNA, 1674 nt
Organism: Linderina pennispora
Lineage: Eukaryota; Fungi; Kickxellomycota; Kickxellomycetes; Kickxellales; Kickxellaceae
Product: AB-hydrolase YheT
Exons: 4
Coding region: 187-1275 (362 amino acids)
Molecular function (GO): monoacylglycerol lipase activity; short-chain carboxylesterase activity
Source: RefSeq, a predicted model, not a curated record